UUAGCUCGACUAUUUGAUAAGAAUAAGUAGAGCUAUUGCAGUCACCCGAGCUUCGGCGUCAGCGUUGGCGUCUGCGUCGGUGUAACCACUUAUGUUAAAGUUUUUGUAAUAGUUCAAAUAUUUUCAAAGUCCAUUGACAUAUGGCUUUGAAACUUUGCACACUUGUUCACCAUCAUGACCCCAACCUGUAGACAGGAGGAGGUAACUCUAUCAAGCAUUUUGACAGAAUUAUGCCCCUUUUUCGACUUAGAAUUUACGUUAAAGUUUUUGUAAUACCUCAAAUAUUUUCAAAGUCCAUUGACAUAUGGCUUUGAAACUUUGCACACUUGUUCACCAUCAUGACCCCAACUUGUAGACAGGAGGAGGUAACUGUAUCAAGCAUUUUGACAGAAUUAUGCCCCUUUUUCGACUUAGAAUUUAUGUUAAAGUUUUUGUAAUACCACAAAUAUUUUCAAAGUUCAUUGACAUAUGGCUUUGAAACUUUGCACACUUGUUCACCAUCAUAACCCCAACCUUUAAACAGGAGGAGGUAACUGUAUCAAGCAUUUUUCUUACUAUCAAGCACUAAGAAUAGUCGAGCGUUGCUGUCCUACCGACAGCUCUUGUUUAUGUACUAGAGGAGGGGUGUCAUGCUUAAAAGUUAAAAAUGUUAAAUUCAUAAAUAUAGGUGAAUUGUACAAGUGAAAGAUGUAUUUAUUAAUUGUUACUUUACUUCAGGGUCUUUUUUCUAUCAAGGAAAUACAAGCAGACAAGACGGACAGUCAAGACACACUUUGUAAGGUAUUAUCAAGAAUUUGUGUUCCAGAAAAUGCGACCCUUGGCCUAUGUAAAACUACACAUAGUACUGAUGUUUGUGAUAAAACAUUUACUCAACAAAGUUCUCUGAACGCACACAUGACAAUACAUACUGGCGUGAAAAUUAUGUCUGUAAAAUGUGUGAUAAGGCAUUUUCUAAACAACGUGAUCUUAUCAGACAUAUGACAAUACACACUGGUGAGAAGAAUCAAAGAUGUGAAAUAUGUGAUAAAGCAUUUUCUCAUCAACAUUAUGUUUUUAAACAUAUGGCAACACAUACUGCUGAGAAAAAUCAUAAAUGUGAAGUCUGUGAUAAAGCGUUUUCUAGACGAGACAAUCUUAUCAGACAUAUGACAAUUCACACUGGCGAAAAAAGAUAUCAAUGUGAAGUGUGUAAUAAAGCAUUUUCUCGCGGAAGUACACUGAAAAUACAUAUGACAAAACACACUGGGGAUAAGAAACAUAAGUGUGAGGUGUGUAAUAAACCAUUUUCUAGAAAAAGUUAUCUUAGCAGUCAUAUGACAAUACACACUGGUGAGAAGAAUUAUAUAUGUAAAGUGUGUGAUAAAGCAUUUUCUCUACGAAAUAAUUUGAUCAGUCAUAUGAUAAUACACACUGGCGAGAACACCCAUAAGUGUGAAGAGUGUGUUAAAACCUUUACUACAUGGAGUAAUCUUCUCACACACAUGACUGUAGCACACACUGUGGAGAAGAAAUAUAAGUGUGAAGUGUGUGAGAAAGCAUUUUUUCUACAAAGAUCAAUGAAAAGACAUAGGAUCAUACACACUGUUGAGAAGAAAUAGAUAGAGUAUGUAAAUUAUAUCCUCUCAUUGCGGUUAUCUUAUUACAUAUAUUGCAAAACAUGCUGGCCAGAAAAGACACAAAAGUGAAAUGUGUUAAAUAGCGUUUUCUACACUAGGUUGUCCUUUCACACAUAUGGCAAAAAAUAUUGGUGAAACAUUACACAAAUGUAAAAUUGGUUGUAAAGCAUUAAAGUAGUCUUAUCAUAUGUAUGGAAAAACAUGCUGGCAAGACAAAACAUAAUUGUGAUUUGUGUGAUUAAGCUUUUCUCAUCAUGGUUCUUUUAACAAACAUAUGAUAUAACUCACUAGUGAGAUUAACACUGUGAAAGACAUUUGAUAAAACACGAACGACUAUUGAAAGAAAGGACAAAUGGUUGAACAUGACAAAGUAUAUGUGAUUGGUGUGAUAUAGGCUUUUUAGUCCCCUACCGGUUUACCGGAGGGGACUUUAGGUUUACCCUCCGUCCGUCUGUCUGUCUGUCCGUCCGUCUGUCCGUCCGUCUGUCUGUCAGUCCGUCAGUCCGUCCGUCCGCAAAACUGGAUCCCGCGAUAACUUGAAAAGUACUGAAAAUAUUUUUAUGAAACUUGGUAUAUGGAUAAAUGGCAGUAUGGAGAUUAUGCACGUCUUUUUCUUUUCUUCCUAUGUUGAAAAUUCUGGUUGCUAUGGCAACAAAUAGGCUGAAAAUAUGGCAAAUUUUACACAUAAACUGGAUCCAGUGAUAACGCAAAAAGUACUGGAAAUAUUUUUAUGAAACUUUACAUAUGGGUAGAUGGCAGUCUUGAGAUUAUGCACGUCUUUUUCUUUUCUUCCUAUGUUGAAAAUUCUGGUUGCUAUGGCAACAAAUAGGCUGAAAAUAUGGCAAAUUUUACACAUAAACUGGAUCCAGUGAUAACGCAAAAAGUACUGGAAAUAUUUUUAUGAAACUUGAUAUAUGGAUAGAUGGCAGUAUGGAGAUUAUGCACGUCUUUUUUUUUUCUUCCUAUGUUGAAAAUUCUGGUUGCUAUGGCAACAAAUAGUCUGAAAAUAUGGCAAAUUUAACACAUAAACUGGAUCCAGUGAUAACUCAAAAAGUACUGAAAAUAUUUUUAUGAAACUUAUUUUAUUAUGUUUUGUGGUCGAUAUUUUCAAAUACAGACUUCAUCCUCAAAUUCAUUAUAAAUGGCAAUACACAGGAGUGUAUGACAAUUAAAGAACUUUUUGAGGGACCGGUAGGGGACUACUGUAUUGCCCGCAAUACUAUCAAAUGCUUGUUCAUCAAGGUCCUUUGAAGAAACAUGUGAAUUUUGUGACCAUUGAUUUUUUUUGAAACAAGUGGUUUAAUCACACAAUAUGUUGAUACACAUUGUAGAGGUUUAUAAGCAUGAACUUUAAUUUACGAUCAGAGUUUAGUGUACAACUUGUACAUUUGACCUUCACACACAUAAUUAUCAUAAAUUAUAAGUUACAUUGUAUGUAAAUUUAUUUUAUGCAAUAAACAUAAUUAUUAUAAAUUAUAAGGUACAUUGUAUAUAAAUUUGUUUUAUGCAAUAAAGAGUUUGUUCACCAAAGUCUUCAUUAGACAAUUCACACUGAUGUGAUGACUUACAUAAUUAUGUGAAAAAUAUGAUCAGUUAUCAGCCGACAGAAGUACUCAAAACACAUAUGUGAAUUUAUUCUCAGGAGAAGGAACAUAGAUGCAACAUUUGCAAGAAAUCAUAAAUUGAACGAUGUUAUCUUACCAGAAAUAUGAUAAUACAAACUGGAUAGGAAAAAUAAUGAUGCAAAUUUGACCCUGAAACACAUAUGACUUAAUAUAAUAUACAUUGCAUUAUGACUAAAUAUAAUAAAC
Ruditapes philippinarum (Manila clam) is the source of this 3427-nucleotide messenger RNA. Its product is annotated as zinc finger protein 525-like. The transcript has a single exon. Lineage: Eukaryota; Metazoa; Mollusca; Bivalvia; Venerida; Veneridae. The record is from RefSeq and is a predicted model, not a curated record. Gene Ontology annotation, molecular function: RNA polymerase II cis-regulatory region sequence-specific DNA binding; DNA-binding transcription activator activity, RNA polymerase II-specific. Gene Ontology annotation, biological process: regulation of transcription by RNA polymerase II. Gene Ontology annotation, cellular component: nucleus. The coding region runs from base 933 to 1598 and encodes 221 amino acids.